Lycium ferocissimum is the source of this 1041-nucleotide messenger RNA. RefSeq lists its product as uncharacterized. Bases 42 to 887 code for a protein of 281 amino acids. Lineage: Eukaryota; Viridiplantae; Streptophyta; Magnoliopsida; Solanales; Solanaceae. The record is from RefSeq and is a predicted model, not a curated record. The transcript has a single exon.
GGCAUUUUUUCGAAAUUCAAAAAGAAAGAAGUCUAAACCAAAUGGAAUUACUACCGUACUCUGUUUCUUUCGUCUUUAUCUACUCGUACAUCGUACAUUUUACACAUAAUAACAAACCCUUCCCCUUUCCUUUUUAUUCGUAUCUCUUUGCCUAUAAAUAUUCCAUCAAAAUAAAGUUCCAUUAUUUCCUUAACAGCAAAAAAAAAAUGUCUAGCGACAACAACAACAACAACAACCAUGAAAUCGACAAUAACUUGCUCACAUUGUCUCUUUCUUUUCCUUCUCCCACCGUGCAAACCCCACAGUCCCAUGUACAACUCCCACCACCCCCACCCCCACCACCACCACCACAACAACAACGCAGGCCACGUAAGCGAAAGCUAUCGAAUAUAUCAAAAAACGACACCGUUUCACCACCUUAUCCAUGGGCUACUAAUAAACGAGCUAUAGUUCAUAGUCUCAACAUACUUUACUCUAACCAAAUAUUUACUAUCAAAGGUGACGUUCAAUGCAAAAGGUGUGAGAAAAAAUACGAAAUGGAGUUUAAUUUGCGCGAAAAAUUCGCGCAAAUUGGAAGCUUUAUUGCGUUAAAUAAAGCUUCCAUGCAUGACCGUGCACCAGAUAUUUGGAUGAACCCUAUUUUUCCUACGUGCAAAUUUUGUAAACAAGAGAAUAGUGUGAAACCUAUUAUUGCAACAAAGAAGAAAGAGAUUAAUUGGCUAUUUUUGUUAUUGGGACAGUUUCUUGGUUGUUGUACACUUGAACAGCUCAAAUAUUUCUGCAAACAUAACAAGAAUCACAGGACUGGUGCUAAGGACCGUGUUCUUUAUCUUACGUACCUGACUCUUUGCAGACAGCUUGAUUCUAGUGGCCCUUUUGAUCGUUAAAAAUUGGUUCUGUUUGCAAGAGGUGAGAAAGGUGCUAAAAGUUAAAUAGGGUUGUGUAAAAUUACUACUGCUAAUGUUACUAUUGCUAGGAUGAUUUAGUACUUUUUAGCUUCAGUUGAAAAAGGUGUAACCAACUUUUGUGUUGCUGUUCAUU